AUGCCUCUUGAGGGCAAGCGCAUCAUAUUAUGCCUAGACGGCACCUGGGUCAACAGCGAUAAGGGAUAUAACCGGCCGACCGCACAAGACCCAAAUGACACACUAGCGAUCCCAACAAACGUGACUCGCGUGUACCGCUCGCUGCGGAAAAGAGGAUUCGAUGGGGAGAGCCAGGUCAUGUACUACCAUCCUGGUGUGGGAAGUACUGGCGGCGUCUCGGACUCGAUAGCGGGUGGGGUAUUUGGCACCGGAGUUGCCGAAAAUAUCAGGGAAGCGUACAGUUUUGUCGCUACCAACUAUGAACCUGGGGAUGAGAUCAUUUUAUUGGGAUUUUCGCGUGGUGCGUUUACUGCGAGAGGUGUAGCUGCGCUGAUUGAUGCGGUGGGUCUACUCAAUUCCGAUGGCAUGGAAAUGAUCUACCCUAUUUUUAAAGAUGCGGAGAAUAUGGAAGAUCCGGACUAUAAGGAUAAAUUCCCUACAAUUCCAUUUCCAAACAAGCCUCGUCGACCCAACAGUGGGAAGGAAUACAAACGUCGCUUGGAAGAGUCUGGAUUGACAAGAGUCUAUAAUCCCGAUGGACACCGGAUUAGGAUACGCUGUAUUGCGGUCUGGGAGACUGUGGGAAGUUUAGGAUACUUAUCAAACUAUACAUGCCAAUUCUACGAUACAUGCCUCUCAAAUACAACUGAGUACGCCUUCCAAGCUCUGGCUCUAGACGAAGACCGCACAUCCUUCGCCCCAGCAGUAUGGGAACGACCCGACGGCGUCCAGACCGACCUCCGCCAAGUAUGGUUCUGCGGCGCACACUCCAACGUCGGCGGCGGUCUUCCAGACCAAGAACUCGCGAACGUCACUAUGGCCUGGAUGAUGGACCAAUUGACAUCGAUCGGCGUAGCAUUUUACGACGACACAAUCGAUAAGAUCUUCGAGCGGAGCGUGCGCUACUUCUUUGAUCACCCGCACGGCUCCGAGGCGGAAGGAUCAUCUAACUCUGAAAGAUGGAGGCAGUGGGCUGAUAUCUCUGUUUAUGAUGAACACAAGCCCGUUAGACCCUGGGGUUUAGGUGAGAUUGUUCAGCCUGAUACGGGAUUUUAUCAUCUCGCUGGUAAGACCACUCGGACGCCGGGGCAGUACCGGCGUAUUGACCCUGAGACUGGGAAGACAACUUCGAGAUUCUUGAUUAAUACAAAUGAGAGGAUUCAUCGGAGUGUGCGGAUCCGACUUGAUCUGGGUGGGCUGGGGUUUGAUGAUGUUGGUUUGUAUAAAUGUAAGGCGCUUUUGAAGAAGGGGCCUUGGGAGCUUGAGAGGGUGAGGGCUGUGGUUUGUCGGAAAAUUCAAGAUCCGGACAGUGAAAUGGGAGAGGUGAUUGAGAAGUUUGAGGAUGAUCGGUGGGGAUGGAUUUAUGCUGGGCCUAGGGAGGAUGCACCGUUGCAGACUGUCCUGAUGGAGGAGCCGCUAGGACCGUAUGAGAAACGGUUGCUUCGUCUUAGUAAAGGUCGCCCAUAUUACAAGACUCUUCUAGAGGAGAGUAGGAGGUAUUAA
Molecule: messenger RNA, 1542 nt
Organism: Penicillium pulvis
Lineage: Eukaryota; Fungi; Ascomycota; Eurotiomycetes; Eurotiales; Aspergillaceae
Product: T6SS phospholipase effector Tle1-like catalytic domain-containing protein
Exons: 6
Coding region: 1-1542 (513 amino acids)
Source: RefSeq, a predicted model, not a curated record